AUGCCAAACCCCCUCCGAGCGGCCAAGCGCCAUCGGUAUACCUCGCUUCAUCCCGCCGCAGACAGCAGCGACGACGACGAUCUCGCCGACAUCGAAAAGCGGCACUCCCUCGAUGAGUUCGACCGCUUCUCCACGCCCAGCUCCGCCUACUCCUCCCGCGCCUCCUCGGGCGUCCAGCAGCCCAUGUUUCCCUCCUCCCAGCGCCGCUCCUCCUCCGCAUCGCGGAAAGCGCAUACACAACAUAAUGCGCCGAGCUUCUUUGCGUAUAGGGGCCCACGCCGGUUUUCGAGAUAUUUUACCUUCGUGCUUGGGAGUAUAAUUGUUGUCUUUAUACUUACGCUUACGAGACUGAGCUGGGCGAGUGCGAGAAAUGUGGAGUUGGGGCUGGGAAGGUCGCCUCCGAAACCGCCGAUAUGGGAAGCGUUUCCGUUUUUGAAGAGGUAUCAUGGUGGGAUCAGAACACUGGUGCCUAAGGAACUGAAUGUGCCUGAGUAUCCGCGAAAGGGGGAUGAGGUUGCGGCAGGAGAAGAGGCGCAGGCUGGGGAGCCGUAUGAGGAGGUUGCGGCAGGGGGCUUGCCGCCGAGUCAGAUAUUCCAUCCUUAUGGAAAGAAAGAGGAGGAGGGUUAUGGCGCAAUACAGGAGUGUUUCUUGGAUGAGGAGAAGAGGAGGAUACCGAGGACGCGGGUGUACAACGGUGUUGUAAAGGGGCAACCGGAUAAUAUCAUGGGAUCCUAUGAACUGCUUGGUUUAAGAAAUGAUGUCUGCUUUGAGAGGUAUGGGAGGUUGGGGCCAUAUGGUUACGGCUACAGCAGGAAGCUCGGCGGCAGUGGAGCCGGCAUGGAGGGUGACAGGGAAGGGGUCGAGCAGAUCUGGGAAGACGGAACAGAAGUUGACUUCAGAGCGGUCAGCUGGAAGAAGGUGCAGGACCGCUGUCUGACGGCGAAUGAACACAGGUUCAAAGCCAAGCCGAAGGGCCGUAACCAUUCUUAUCAAGCGAUGGCAGAUGGUGGGCCGGACCCCCAAGCCCUGUCAUCUGAAUCUGGGAGUACUAAAGAGCUCCUCGGGACCCGGGGCGAUACUGAGCGGUCAAGUUCCGACAGACUCGCGGCGCUUAUGGACGCUACCAGUAAUAACACUGUGCCCGUGCGAUCGCAGCAGGCGCCUGACAAGCUCCUCCUUAGGACAGCGAUCUUGAUCCGGACGUGGCACGACUACCAAUACGAUGAUGAAGACCUGAUCUUCUUGCGCUCACUCAUCUCCGAGCUCACCAUCCACUCCGGAGGCGAAUACGUUCUCCACUUCCUCAUUCACGUCAAGGAUGACAACCUACCUAUCUGGUCUGAUGACGCUACUCACCAGCGCGUCCUGGAUGACUCGCUCCCAAAAGAGUUCCGCGGCAUGGGAACGCUCUGGACCGAAAGACAAAUGGGCCUCCUCUACGGCGGGCUCGAGGAGUCCUUCUACCGCAAUCUCCCCGUGCACGGCGCCUACCGCAGCACAUUCAUGCCCGUACAGUACUUCGCCCACCAGCACCCCGAAUACGACUUCUUCUGGCACUGGGAGAUGGACGUCCGCUACACAGGGCAUUACUAUCACCUCCUCUCCCAAAUAUCCUCCUGGGCAAAGCAACAACCCCGCAAGGGCCUCUGGGAGCGCAACACCCGCUUCUACGUCCCCUCUGAACACGGCACCUGGGACGACUUCAAGCACAUGGUGCGCGUCCAGACCGAGCACGGCACUAACUCUAAAGCAAACAUCUGGGCAGACCUCGCGGCCAAGAACCCCAAUAUCCCCGACUCCGUCAAGAACGAGCAACUGACCGGCCCGGAGAAGCCGAUCUGGGGUCCCGAACCACCUCUCGAUAACGAGCUGGCCGAUAGCUCGAACGACCCCGUACCGCCACACAGCUACAAAGAAGACCAGGACACCUGGGGCGUCGGCGAAGACGCCGAUCUCAUAACCUUCAACCCUCUCUUCGACCCUGCGGGCACGAACUGGAUCCUCGCGGAAGACGUGACGGGCUAUAACACCACGCGCGGCCUCCCACCCCGCCGCACCGUCAUCAAUACCACUGGUCGUCUGUCGCGCAGGCUGCUGUUGACUAUGCACGCCGAGACGGCGCUGAAGCGGCAUUCCAUGUUCUCUGAGAUGUGGCCUGGGACAGUGGCGCUGCAUCAUGGCUACAAAGCUGUUUAUGCGCCGCAUCCCGUCUUCAUUGACCGCCGCUGGCCGACUGCGUUGCUGGCGGCGACGUUCAAUGGCGGGCGGAAUGGCGCGGCGGGUGGGGCGAGGACGUCUGUCUUCUCGGACGAGCGGCAGCAUAACUUCAUUGGAAGCAGCUGGUACUACCAUUCCGGAUUUGCACCGAACUUGUGGAAGAGGUGGCUCGGUUUUAAGGUGGAUAACGACGGCGGGGAGGAGUUUGAGGAGGCUUUUGAGGGUAGGAUGUGUUUGCCGGGGAUACUCUUGCAUCCGGUCAAGCAGGUCGAUUUGGUAUUUGAACAUACGGCUGAGGAGGCUUAG
Molecule: messenger RNA, 2523 nt
Organism: Coniosporium apollinis CBS 100218
Lineage: Eukaryota; Fungi; Ascomycota; Dothideomycetes
Exons: 1
Coding region: 1-2523 (840 amino acids)
Source: RefSeq, a predicted model, not a curated record